Molecule: messenger RNA, 5660 nt
Organism: Electrophorus electricus (electric eel)
Lineage: Eukaryota; Metazoa; Chordata; Actinopteri; Gymnotiformes; Gymnotidae
Source: RefSeq, a predicted model, not a curated record
CAGAGGAAAACCGCACAGUAAGCUUGCAAGUGUACGCUGUCCAAAUUCUCCAUGCGCGCAAAGUUCAAAUAAAUGCACUUAAAACACUGCACUUUUGCAUACGUUAAGCAGACGUAGAACAAGUGGGACAACGGACUCGCUUUUGCUAAAGUUUUCGCUGCUGCUUCUUUGAAGUGCCGUGACGAUGACACUUGUGCGCACGUUUCUAAUGCUGUUGCUGGUGAUGGUCUCGGGCUGUGUGUCCUGGUCGCAGCCACGAGCUCGGCGUAGCGACUGUCCUCACCUUUGCCACUGCGAAGAAGACGGCACGUUUUCGCGAGCUGACUGCGCGGAUCGCGGGCUCGAGGCGCUUCCGUCUGGGAUGAGCAUCUUCACGUCUUACCUUGACCUAAGCAUGAACAACAUUAGUCAGCUACGCAGCAAUGCUUUCUCCAACCUUCACUUUCUUGAGGAGCUGCGAUUAGCAGGAAAUGAACUGAGGGACAUUCCUAAAGGAGCAUUCGAAGGUCUCAUCAACCUCAAAGUGCUCAUGCUCCAAAACAACCAGCUCCAGGAGGUCCCUGGAGAGGCUUUCCAGAGCCUGCGCAGCCUUCACUCUCUACGUUUAGAUGCAAACCACAUCUCCAGGGUGCCUCCCAACUGCUUCGAUGGCCUGUCUUCCCUGCGCCACCUCUGGCUGGAUGACAACGCGUUGACUGAAGUGCCCGCCGAUGCCCUGCGUGUCCUCUCCUCUCUGCAGGCGAUGACCCUGGCCCUCAACAAGAUCACCCACAUCCCAGACCGGGCAUUUGCCAACCUGUCGAGCUUGGUCGUCCUACAUGUCAGUAACAACAGAGUGCUCUCCGUGGGAAAACACAGCUUUGACGGCCUACGCAGUCUGGAGACUCUCACUUGUGCAGAUGUUCCCAGACCUCUGAGACUGCAUGUGUUUGUAGCGGUACCCUCGGAAGGAGAAAGAGAGAGAGGGAGCAGAACUUGGUUGUGUUUCUGGAUUUCAGCAGAUCCAGACCUCUGCAGGGCUUUCCUCCAGGGAAACACCACACAAGCAGCAGUCAUUACACAACAGCUUUAUCAGUGUGUAUACCAUUUUUGUCAGCACACACCACAGAUCAGGGCCACACUUUACACUAAACAUAACGGUGGGCCUUUGAAAAAAUGUGCAUGUGUAUUAAAAAAUGGGGGCAAAGUAUGUUUACAUAAAACGAAAUGUUGUCCAUAUAGGGAUCUGAAUUACAACCGUCUGGAAGAGUUCCCUGUUGCUAUCAGGUCCUUGAGGACUUUAAAGGAGUUGGGUUUUCACCACAACAAUAUCAAGUCCAUCCCUGGGAAUGCCUUUGUUGGGAACCCUUCUCUCGUGACAAUAUUCUUCUAUGACAACCCCAUUCACUUCGUGGGUCGGUCAGCAUUCCAGCACUUACCUGAGCUCCGAACACUGUCUUUAAACGGAGCAACAGACAUCACCGAGUUCCCGGACCUCAAAGGCACGCACAGUCUCGAGAGGCUUGCUAUCACAGGAGCGCGAAUCACAUCUCUGCCAAGCACACUGUGUGCGCAGCUGCCCAACCUGCAGACCCUAGACCUAUCCCACAAUUUAAUCCAAACCUUACCAAGUCUCCAAGGAUGUGAAAAAAUCCGGAUGAUUGAUCUCCAUCAUAACCAGAUCCAAGAAGUGAGAGGAGACACAUUUGGAAGCCUGCCCUCACUACAAACCCUUCACCUAGGUUGGAAUGAACUGUCUUUUGUGGGUCCCCUCAUCUUCUCAGGGCUGGCAGCUCUCACCAAACUGGAUCUCUCUUCCAACAAGCUGUCUUCACUACCUGUUGUGGAGCUUCACACGCUGACCCAUCUAAAACUGGCUGGCAAUGUAGAUCUACAAGAGUUGCUACCAGUAGAGAACUUUCCUACACUGAGGGUCGUGGAGAUGCCAUAUGCGUUUCAGUGCUGCGCAUUCCUGAACUGGGAGAAAUACGGGAGUCCUUCGCGAAGAAGCAGGAAUGGCAGUAAUGAUCAGGGAUUGAAGGAGGGCCUAAUUCCCAGUCCAGCAGACCACGACCUUGAGAAUGUUUCUGUGGACUCCGACGACGAUCCUCUCCCUCAUCACUCUGUUCAAUGCUCUCCAACACCAGGCCCAUUCCAGCCGUGUUUCCGUCUGUUUGGGAGCUGGCUUAUCCGAGGCGGAGUUUGGACAAUUGCAGUCCUGUCCCUGGUUUGUAAUGCUCUGGUGAUGCUCUCUGUCUUCCUGUCCCCAAUGUUCUUGUCUUCUGUGAAGCUGCUGAUGGGAUUGCUAGCGCUCGUCAACAGUGUGCUGGGCCUGUGCAGUGUGUCCAUGGCGCUGCUGGAUGCCCUCACCUUCGGCAGCUUCGCGAGCUACGGCACUCGCUGGCAGAGCAGUGUGAGCUGCAAGCUCACGGGUUUUCUGUCUGUCUUUGCGUCGGAGACCGGCGUCUUCCUUCUAAUGGCUGCCACCGUGGAGAGGAGCUUUUCCAUCCGCAGCGGGCAAGCGGAAGCAGAACGCAGAGCGUCGACUCGGGCGGUUAAGAUGGCCGUGGUUGCCUGCUUCGUCGCCGGCUUGGUGAUGAGCGUGGCGCCUCUCCUCCAGGCGACCCAGCAGAGCACGUCCUCCCUCUGCCUGCCGCUGGGCGAGCCCUCCGCGCUGGGCUUCCCGGUGGCUCAGGUGCUGGUCAACUCCCUGUGCUACCUGGUGAUGACCGUCAUCUACACGCGCCUAUACUGCAGCCUGGAGAAGGCGGAUGUGGACAAGCAGUGGGGCUGUGCGAUGGUUCGCCACGUGGCCUGGCUGAUCUUCGCUGACUGCGUCCUGUAUUUCCCAGUGGCUUUCCUUUCGUUCUCUGCCUUGCUGAGACUCUCAGCUGUGGGGCCAGGUGUGGCCACACUGGUGUUGCUGGUGGUUGCACCGCUACCUGCCUGCAUUAACCCCUUGCUGUAUGUACUCUUUAACCCUCACUUUAAAGAGGACCUGGGGCUCGUGCUCAGGCAGACUCGGAGGAUGCCGGUGAGGAAUCGGAACCGGAGCCGGGUUUCCCUCAACUCCGAGGAUGCGGAAAAGCAGUCUUGUGACUCCACGCAAGCUCUGGUCCCUUUUGCCAGUUCAGAUGAAUCAGGAAGCAAAUCCUUGGUGCUGCUGACUGAUUGCACCAAGUCCAGCCAUCUUGCUGUGCACUGUGCGUGUACGUCUUAGGGUUAUGAGUGUUACAUUAAAAAUAUUCUCUGAUUCUUGAAGGCGAGAUACAACAUUUAAAAGGUAGUGGAGGUCCUAUCUGCACUGAUUCAGUUCAGCUAAUGAAUUCAGCUUAAGGAAUUAAUUUUUCAUUUAUCAAGUAUUUGCUCUUCUGCAGAACUGUCAUAGAUGUUUUCCACGUAUCAGUGUUGAAUUCACACUGGUAAGCAGAGCUGCUCUGAUUCUGUUAAGAGUUAAGGGGUCCCACCCUUUGCUGGAGCUCCUCUGUGUGUUGCUCUUUGCGCACGCACGGGCUGAAUACUGAUGUCUUGUUUUUUUGGCAUUAUUCUGUGUCUUGAGGACAGGGUCUUAACCUGCAUUAAACUAUCAAAUGGCAAAAUCCCUGGCUUUGCAGGGCUGGUUACUAGCCAAAUGCCCCAGUCGUUUGUGGGCUAGGAAAACUCUGAGCUGCAGUCAGGCGUUCACUCCGGACUUGCUUCUCUUUUAGUUCUGGGUUGCAUUUUCUGUGUUUAUAAACAGGCUCUUAGAGAAAGCCUGGAUUAAAAAAGGACAGGUGCACCUUCUAAAGAGGCUCUGGGACACACUGGACACGCUACCUCCUCUGCCUUCAGCUUGGUUUUGCUGUGCUGUUAUUUGGGAAUCGUGUUUAAACAGUCCAAUGCACUCUGAAGGUCUUAUACAAAUUAUACCUAGUGCUUAAUAGUGCAUACACAGUUAGUUUCAUAAUAUAAGACCUUAUGAGGAGAAAUUCCAUCAUAACAGUUUCAUAUUAAUAUUAUAGACAUGUAACAUAUGUAAUAUAUGUUUCAGUUUUUGAAGUAUAUAAUCUUGUUCAUGGUUGAUGCAUUUGUGACUUGUUUAAAUGUAAAUGUGUCAUGGAACCAUCUGGCAAGGUGCUUCCGCCUAAAGGCUGCAGCACUGCCAGAGGUUGUGAUUGGGUUGUCCGUAAAAUAAUUCUUAAUGCUGGCCUGGAAACUGUGGGCAGUGGUCGCUCACUGGUUAAGGUACGUGCUUAGUAAUCAGAAGGUUACUAGUUCAAGUCCCCCCCCAUAGCCAAGUUACUGCUGUUAGGCCCUUAAGCAAGACCCUUAACCCUCAUUUGCUCAAGUUGUGUUCAGACAUAAUUGUGGGUUGCUUUGGAUAAAAGUGUCAUCUUAAUGAGACAAAUCCAACAUUUUGCUUUUAUUUUAUUUAAAGGGGACCUAUUAAUGCUCAUUUUCAAGGUUCAUUAUUUUUGGGAUCUACUAGAAUAGAUUUACAUGUUUCAGUGUUCCAAAAACACAUUACUGUUUUCAUAUUGUACAUUUCUUUACAUCCCCUCUGUCUGAAAUGCUCUGGUAGAGCUCCUCUGUCUUUAAGCCAUACCUCCCAAUGAACCCAGUCUGCUCUGAUUGGUCAGAUCACCUCACCCACUCUGUUCUGAUUAGUCAGAUCAGUUACGCCCCUACAGGUUACGCUGCUGUUUUGCAGUCUGCAGACUGUGAUAAAAAACGACAUACAAUUAUUUAUUAGGUUUAUAGAUUAUAUGUUUGUUUAAGUUUAUGAUUAAAGAAGGUUUAGGCUAAAGAAUGGCAAAAAAAAGUCAUUUUAGGCACAGGUUAUUUUAUAGCGUUUCUUUGACUUAGAAAUUAAAGUGGUUUCUAAGCAUUUCACAGUCCUGCAACAGCACAUUAUGACUUUAAGUGAGUAUAACCUCCACAGUUAAACAGUUCGACAUCUAGUGAUUGGAAAAACCAUUACCAUAUUUCCAUACAACUUUUGUUAAAAGUGUGCCUGCAAUUGAUUGAAACAUCAUGAAUCCACAAAUAAUAACACAUAUGUACUGGCUGUGAACCUAAAUCUUCUGUUGGGCCACACAAAUUGAGCAAUGUGAAAACCCAGCAUGGUUUUUGAAACAGUCUUCCGUAAAGUGCUGGGUACAGGAGGGAACAGUGGUAAAAAAUAAUUUCAACCACUGAUGUCUGUUCUUCUGCAGUAAUUUGUGGUUUGUAUAAAUGCACCAUUAAUCCUCCAUGUAAUUCUGCAUUUUGACCUGUGAUUCACAUACACAGAUGAUGCUGAUACUGAUACAAAUUUGUAGAAGAAUUGUCAUCUAUAAAACUAUGUCUGUGUACUCCCUAGCUGGGAGAUUCUGUUGGAUAACACACCAAAGUAAAAUGGAUUGUUGCAUCUUGAGGAAAGUUUUGUUGAAAGAAUGAAAUAGAAGGCAUUUCUAAAUAUAUUUAUAAAGUCCAUAAAUCCAUGUGUGUGAAUAUCGCUUCUAGUUUCUCACAGUAAAUUAGUUAAUAUAACAUUCCAGGAGAUUGUAAAUCAUUCUCAUUUCAGUUUUAAAAGGCUGCCAUAAUUAUGCCAGAUUAGCAAAUAACAUUUAACACAAGCAAAUAUUUCCAAGUUACAAAGACAAGAAAAGACAAGGGGAGAUGAUGAAACUGACCUUUUGGAAGUGUGUGUGUGUGUGUGU